This is a messenger RNA of Microtus ochrogaster (prairie vole), 2214 nucleotides long. RefSeq names its product cytochrome P450 4F1. Gene Ontology annotation, biological process: leukotriene B4 catabolic process; arachidonate metabolic process. Gene Ontology annotation, molecular function: leukotriene-B4 20-monooxygenase activity; iron ion binding; heme binding. NCBI's taxonomy places the organism in Eukaryota, Metazoa, Chordata, Mammalia, Rodentia, Cricetidae. The record is from RefSeq and is a predicted model, not a curated record.
CCCCCAUCACCGUCUCCUCCUUCCCUUCCUCAUCUUCUCCACUCUUACAGCCCCUUCCCCUGCACUUCCCUGGAUCUUCCUCCUCCUCCUCCCUGCUCUGUCCUCUGUCCAGUGUCUCUGGAGAUUCCCGCCUCUUUCCUGGCCCUCCGUUCUUCACUGUGCUGUGGAUCCACCCAGCAGGAUGUCACAGCCGAGCCUGUCCUGGCUGGCACUGGGGCCUGAGUGGGCCUCCCCAUGGCAGCUCCUGCUGCCCAUUGGUGCCCUCUGGCUCCUGGCCCGAAUUCUGACCCAGAUCUAUGCUGUGUAUGGGAGCUACCGUCGCCUUCGUUCUUUCCCUCAGCCUCCCAAACAGAACUGGCUUCUGGGACAUGUGGGCAUGAUAACUCCUACAGAGCAGGGCAUGAAGACAUUGACUCAGCUGGUAACCACCUACCCUCAGGGCUUCAUGCUGUGGAUCGGUCCAAUGUUCCUCACUAUCACUCUGUGCCACACUGACAUCGUCCGAUCUAUCCUCAAUGCCUCAGCUGCAGUUGCCCUCAAGGAUGUGGUACUCUACAGCUUUCUGAAGCCUUGGCUUGGGGAUGGGCUCUUGGUGAGUGCUGGUGACAAGUGGAGCCGCCACCGUCGUAUGCUGACCCCUGCCUUUCAUUUCAACAUCCUGAAGCCCUAUGUGAAGAUUUUCAAUGACAGCACCAACAUCAUGCAUGCCAAGUGGCAGCAUUUGAUCUCCAAAGGCAACACCCGUCUGGACAUGUUUGAGCAUGUCAGCCUCAUGACUCUGGACAGUCUGCAGAAAUGUGUCUUCAGCUUUAACAGCCACUGUCAGGAGAAGCCCAGUGAGUAUAUUGCUGCCAUCUUGGAGCUCAGUGCUCUAGUGGCCAAAAGGCACCAGCAGCCUCUGAUGUACGUGGACCUGCUGUACCGUCUCACCCGCGAUGGGAUGCGCUUCCAUAAGGCCUGCAACUUGGUGCAUGAAUUCACUGAUGCCGUCAUCCAGAAACGGCGCCACACCCUCCCCAGUCAGGGUUUGGAUGACUUCCUUAAGUCCAAGGCUGAGUCCAAGACUUUGGACUUCAUUGAUGUGCUGCUGCUGAUCAAGGAUGAAGAUGGAAAGCAGCUGUCAGAUGAGGACAUCAGAGCGGAGGCUGACACUUUCAUGUUUGAGGGCCAUGACACCACGGCCAGUGGACUCUCCUGGAUCCUGUAUAACCUAGCGAGGCACCCAGAAUACCAGGAGCGCUGCCGGCAGGAGGUGCAGGAGCUGCUGAGGGGCCGAGAACCGGAGGAGAUUGAAUGGGACGACCUGAACCAGCUGCCCUUCCUGACCAUGUGCAUCAAGGAGAGUCUGCGGCUGCAUCCUCCGGUCCCUGUCAUCUCUCGAUGCUGCACUCAGGACAUUGCGCUCCCAGAUGGCCGGAUCAUCCCUAAAGGUGUCACCUGUCUCAUCAGCAUCUUUGGGAUUCAUCACAACCCAUCUGUGUGGCCGGACCCUGAGGUCUAUAACCCCUUCCGCUUUGAUCCUGAAAACAUGAAAGACAGAUCACCGCUGGCAUUUAUUCCCUUCUCAGCAGGGCCCAGGAACUGCAUAGGACAGACUUUUGCCAUGAGCGAGAUGAAGGUGGCGCUGGCGCUCACACUGCUGCGCUUCUGCCUCCUGCCAGACGACAAGGAGCCGUGCAGGCAACCGGAGCUGAUCCUGCGCGCGGAGGGCGGGCUGUGGCUGCGGGUGGAGCCAUUGAGCACGGGCACACAGUGACCUGGGGCCACCCCACCCACCCAACUACCUCUGUGGAUCCCAGAAUAAUCAGAGCUGUCACCCAUAUCUGAACCUUGCCAAAUGCCAAAAGGGGGAUGCUAUGUAUGGUUCCUGUGUAUGGAUUGAGGGAGGCCGGCUGGUACCCUUGACUUCCUCUAAUUAACCAGAGGUCUUUAUAGUGAAGGUGUAUUCUCCUUCAGCCAAGCUGAACUACUCUCUAGACAUAGAAAGCCAAGGGAAGGUAGGUCUGUGCAAGAGAGGGUCCAGGAUGAAAGGCAAGUCUGAGCUCUGUUUCUCACGGCAAAUCCUUUAUUUCAGCUCCAUUUCCACUACAUUGACCUCCAUUCUAACCACUCGAUAGACCCGUCUUCUCUCACCUCGGAAUUAUUUAAUUAUUUUUCUUAGAUGGGGAAAGGGAGGGGAGGAGGUACUAAAUUACUGUGUUUAGUAAACCUAAA